AUGUUGAAGAUUGUUGGAAUACCGAGACUGGACCGCACAGGAGCCACUUUGGCCAUGCCGUGGUGGAACGCUGGAGCGAAUAGGAAACACAGCGUCGAUGACGAAACAAUCGCUGGCACGCUUUUGGAGUCGACCUUAUGUAGCUGGACGCCGAGAUUCGUCAUCAAGUCUCCAGAACCCGACGACGAGGUUGCUGCCUUACCGCCAUGCUUGCUCACCUUGAGUCCCAUUCCUGCUCCCACUAUAGCGGCCGAUGUCGACACAUUGAAAGUAUUCUGUCCAUCUCCACCGGUGCCGACAACGUCGAUAUAUCCGUCUGGGUCGACCGUGUGGCCGGGUAUUAUGUCGGAAAACUUAAGAAUGGUCUCGACAGCGGUUGCGAUGUACUCAGAAUCGAACUCAAAGCCACGGAUCUUGAAUGCAGUGAGAAACGAGGCCAGUUCGACGUCGUUGGUUUUUCCUUGGAACACGAGCGUCAGAGCGGCGGCUAAGUCGUCGGUCGUGAACUUCUCGGGGGAGUUAGCCAGCGUGCGCAGAUACAAGAUUGUGUCGAAGGAAGGGGCCACCUUCACCAUCAUGCUUGCUGGAGAAUCUGGACUUGGAAAAACAACAUUCAUCAACACUCUGUUCCAAACUAGUUUAAAAACACACCCAGAACUGCGCAACCGUCUUGAACUGCCUAUUAAGAAGACCGUCGAGGUGGACAUUGUGCGUGCCGAGCUCGAGGAGAAGAACUUCAAGCUGAAUCUGAACGUUGUGGACACCCCUGGUUUUGGCGACAAUGUCAACAACAAGAAUGCCUGGCAGCCGAUCAUCGACUUCAUUGACGACCAACACCACUCGUUCUUGAAGCAGGAGACCCAGCCUUUGCGUGCCAGCCGCAAGGACCUGCGUGUUCACGCUGUUCUCUAUUUUAUCCGUCCAACUGGCCACACAUUAAAGCCUCUGGACAUCGAGGUUAUGAAGAAGUUGGGGACCCGUGCUAACCUGAUCCCGGUGAUCGCCAAGGCCGACACCCUGACUCCUAACGAGAUGAUCGAGUUCAAGAAAAGAAUAAGGGAGAUCAUCGAGGUCCAGGACAUUCGGAUCUACUCGCCUCCUAUUGAGGCUGACGACCAAGCUGCUUCGGAGCACGCCAAACAGUUGAUCGAGUCGAUGCCAUUCAGCGUGAUCGGAUCCGAGGAGGAGUUCGAGGUGGACGGUGCGUUUGUGAGAGGAAGAAAAUACCCAUGGGGAUUCGUGGACGUGGAGAACGACCAGCACUGCGACUUCAGAAAGCUCAGAAGCUUGAUCCUGAGAACCAACAUGCUGGACCUGAUUCUCUCGACCAAGGAGCUCCACUACGAGACGUUCCGUACGCUCAAAAUGCAAGAUGAUGCUCCAUCGUCUUCCGACAGCACCACAGGAUUGGACAAGAAGGUUGACCGGUUCUCGAGCAACCCAAAGUUUGUCGAGGAAGAAAGACGCAUCAAGCGGUACUUUGCAGAGCAGCUGAGAAACGAGGACCAGCGGUUCAAGCAGUGGAAGCAAAACAUCCACACCGAGAAGAACAGAUUGAACCACGAUCUGGCAACUUUACAAUCGGAGCUCAAGACUUUGGAGGACCAAGUCAAGGCGCUCAAGGAGAAGAAAGGACGAAUUUAA
This is a messenger RNA of Ogataea philodendri, 1644 nucleotides long. RefSeq lists its product as uncharacterized. Gene Ontology annotation, molecular function: GTPase activity; GTP binding; molecular adaptor activity. The coding region runs from base 1 to 1644 and encodes 547 amino acids. The record is from RefSeq and is a predicted model, not a curated record. The transcript is spliced from 2 exons. Gene Ontology annotation, cellular component: cell division site; septin ring; cytosol. Gene Ontology annotation, biological process: cytoskeleton-dependent cytokinesis. Lineage: Eukaryota; Fungi; Ascomycota; Pichiomycetes; Pichiales; Pichiaceae.